UGAAGUACGGAUGCGAAUAACUUCAUGUUUGUGAGAUUGAUGUAAUGACAAAACAUGGUUUCACGUUAUUGUUAUUGUUCUCGGCCGUCGCUAGCACGACAUGCAGGGACCAACAAGACUUCUGUGAGAGUCAAAGUUGUAACGAACGAGACUUUGAGCAGAAUCACUUCUGUGGAGAAAUACCACUGACAUUAUCACAUAAACUUUCAGAUGCUCUCCCUCUUGAUGAGGUGGGUGGUCCUGUUAUUCGUGCUGUGAAGGGCUGUGUGUUUGCAGAGUGUCAGCCCACCCCUCUGAAAGAGCCCCUGACACUGGCUGCUGUGUCACAGGAUGUGUUGAGGAAUAUUUUGGAUCUGAAUGAGUCUGUGAUUCAGAAUGAAGAAUUUGUUCUUUGUGUCAGUGGUGGAAAACUGUUUCCUGGCUCGAUUCCACUGGCACACAGAUACGGGGGCCAUCAGUUUGGUUAUUGGGCAGGACAGCUGGGGGAUGGAAGAGUACAUUUGCUGGGUGAAUAUGCAAACAGAAAAGGUGAAAGAUGGGAACUCCAGUUGAAAGGCUCAGGAAAGACACCGUACUCAAGGUCUGGUGAUGGACGGGCUGUGAUUCGCUCCUCUGUGAGGGAGUUCCUGUGCAGUGAAGCCAUGCAUUUUCUGGGGGUUCCCACAAGCAGAGCCCUCAGUCUGGUUGUAAGUGAGGAGCCUGUAUGGAGGGAUCAGUUUUAUAACGCCAAUGUCAUAAAAGAAAGAGGAGCGGUUGUUUUGCGCCUGGCCAGGUCCUGGUUUCGUAUUGGUUCGCUGGAGAUACUAACUAGAACCGGAGAGUUAGAUGUCCUGCGGACAUUAUUGGACUUUAUAAUUAAAGAGUAUUUUAAAUCUAUUGCGAUGAAUGACCCUGACAAGUAUGUGGUGUUUUUCUCUAGAGUGGUGAAUGAAACCGCACAUUUAAUCGCCCUCUGGAUGUCAGUUGGAUUUGCGCAUGGAGUAUGCAACACCGAUAACUUCAGUCUGCUUUCUGUUACUAUUGACUAUGGCCCGUUUGGAUUUAUGGAAUCGUAUGACCCAAAUUUUGUCCCCAACACAUCUGAUGAUGAGGGCCGGUACAGUAUAGGAGCUCAGGCUAAUGUGGGCCUCUUCAAUCUACAGAAACUUCUAGAAGCUCUGAAACCACUGCUGACCCCAGAUCAGCUGUCACAGUGUCAGCAAACACUGAAAGAAUAUUCACAAACCUACCAUCAAAGAUUCCAUGAACUGUUCAAAGCAAAGUUAGGCUUUCUGGGAAAUCAAGAAAAGGAUUCAUAUGUGAUUGCAUUUCUUCUAAAGCUGAUGGAGGACACUGGAGCAGACUUCACCAUGACUUUCAGACAGCUGAGUGAAGUCACUCUGUCCCAGCUUCAGACGGGAUCCUUUCCUCCGUCGAUGUGGGCUCUGUCAGACCUCUUAUCACAUGAGUAUUUCAGAGACUGGGUUCAGCUGUAUUUAAAGCGUUUGUCAAGGAUGAAAAGUGACUCAGAUGCAGCACGUCAAGACAGAAUGCAAGGAGUCAACCCUCGGUAUGUAUUGAGGAACUGGAUGGCUGAAUCUGCUAUCAGAAAAGCAGAGAAAAAUGACUUUUCAGAGGUGGCGCUGUUGCAGAAGACUCUAACAGAGCCGUUUGUGGAGCAGGAGGCGGCUGAGAGAGCCGGAUACUCCAGUAAACCUCCAUCCUGGGCUCAGCAGCUGAGGGUCAGCUGUUCUUCCUAAUCUAUGUUCUCAA
This is a messenger RNA of Sinocyclocheilus grahami, 1752 nucleotides long. RefSeq names its product UPF0061 protein YdiU-like. The coding region runs from base 45 to 1739 and encodes 564 amino acids. The record is from RefSeq and is a predicted model, not a curated record. The transcript has 20 exons. Lineage: Eukaryota; Metazoa; Chordata; Actinopteri; Cypriniformes; Cyprinidae.